Messenger RNA from Sclerotinia borealis F-4128, 672 nucleotides. NCBI's taxonomy places the organism in Eukaryota, Fungi, Ascomycota, Leotiomycetes, Helotiales, Sclerotiniaceae. The record is from the annotation of a GenBank genome assembly.
AUGGAAAAUGUUUCAGACGACAAAGAGGAGCUUCUCCAAAAAUGUCAAUUUUGUUGUGAAGGCGAAAACUAUCAUCCUGAUCCUGUAGCACCUCAUAAAUACAAGAAAUACUGGAUAUUCUCUACUGUUAUUCAUAUUGCGGUCAUCAUCUUCACAAUCUCCAUAUUACAGUCCUUUUAUUCACCACGAAGAACACCAAAGAAUUCGGUGCCCUUCCUUCCGGUGAAUCAUGACUCACAUCUUGUGGGGGAUAUUUUAUCACCAUUGAAUAACCACGCCCAACACAAAAUCGAAGCACUCUCAACCGACUCCUGGGACCCAGAACUAUACUUCGGAGAACCAACUUAUGAAUCUGAUCGUGCUUGGAACGCUCUGAUUUACCCAAGAUCAUUCCGUGUACACAAGGAUGAAGCUGUGCGUCUAAACAUGACGGAAAGUAUUCUUCUACAACCUGGAGAUGAUUUCGGCACCAUGUUAGGAGCUCUACAUAAUCUCCAUUGUCUCAGACGCAUUCGUCAGAUGUUGUAUUCCGAUUACUAUUAUCCCGACGCAUCACCCGAAGAGAAAGAGUAUAAUCGUAAUCACGCUUAUUGGAAGUCUCUGCAGCAGAUAUUGGAGUCACGGAAUUUCCCAAACGAGAAUUUGAUGGCCAACACCGGUCCGUUAAACUGA